AUGGACACAGAGGAGCUUCCUCCUUGUAAACAAGACAAAGUUCACUAUAAAGGAGGAGAACUGAGCAGAGAGACUCUCAAUGAGAAGCCAUGGUCGUCACCACAGGUAUCAUCUUUAGAGAUGAAUGAAUCUUCCACCAGGGACACUUUAUCUUUCACAGUUUAUGUGGGUAUGGGCUCAGCCAGAUAUGUUUUACUGACUGUUGUUGCCUUGGCAUACAUUGCCACUAUAUUAGCCAACAUUACUCUUAUGCUGUUGAUAUUCCUAGACACAUCCCUACAUAAACCAAUGUAUAUAUUUUUAUUUAGUUUAAUUUUAAAUGGGUUAGUUGGAAGCACAGCUGUUUGGCCAAACGUUAUGAAUAUACUCUCAACAAACAUUCCUCUUAUCUCGUAUGAAGGAUGUCUCGUCCAGGUUUUUCUAAUGGGAACAUAUGGAGCUUGUAACUUCUCUAUGCUGACAGUGAUGGCUUAUGACAGAUUUAUCUCCAUAUUUAAGCCUUUGCAGUACCACACCAUCAUUACCCCACAGAAAGUAAAGCAGUUGCUGUUUGUUGCAAACUUUAGCCCUGCAGCUAUGGUACUCGGUCAAAUAUACCUAACUUCUCAACUACCAUUGUGCAGAUACAAAGUUCAUAAGAUAUUUUGUGAUAAUCUAGGCAUUACAAGCUUAUCAUGUGAUGACAGUCACACCAUUCAAAGUCGAGUGACCAACUUGUAUGGUAUAAUUAUCACAAUUGUUAUUGCAGCUUUGUCGGUGUUACUCAUUUUAUUGUCAUAUGUUAAAAUUAUGGUGUUAAGCUUGAAAGCUUCACGCAACGCAAGAAAGAAAGCAUUUAAAACCUGCUCUCCACACAUAAUUAUUUUUGUAAAUUUCUCAUUGGCCUCACUGUUCUCACUAUUUUAUAAUCGCUUCAACACUUAUUUACCAGGAGAGGCCAACAUACUCUUGUCAAUGAAUUAUAUCCUUGUUCCUCCACUGUUACAACCAAUUAUAUAUGGCAUUAAAACACAGGAAAUUAGACAGAGUUUCUCAAAAGUCAGGAGAAGAACUGUUUUUGCAAUGUCUGAAUGUCUGUUCGCUCCAUCAUCAGUAUUUUCUCUCUGUGUGACAGGCAGGUUAACACAGACUAUGUAA
This is a messenger RNA of Clupea harengus (Atlantic herring), 1137 nucleotides long. RefSeq names its product olfactory receptor 52D1-like. Gene Ontology annotation, biological process: G protein-coupled receptor signaling pathway; detection of chemical stimulus involved in sensory perception of smell. The record is from RefSeq and is a predicted model, not a curated record. Lineage: Eukaryota; Metazoa; Chordata; Actinopteri; Clupeiformes; Clupeidae. Gene Ontology annotation, cellular component: membrane. The coding region runs from base 1 to 1137 and encodes 378 amino acids. Gene Ontology annotation, molecular function: G protein-coupled receptor activity; odorant binding; olfactory receptor activity. The transcript is spliced from 2 exons.